AUGAAUAUUUUUAUUUUGUUCCAGGCCUAUCCAAAGUAUGCUUUUGAUUAUUCAGUAAAAGAUCCUCACACGGGUGACCACAAAACUCAGUGGGAGUCUCGAGAUGGUGAUGUUGUUAAAGGUGCAUAUUCACUAGCUGAACCAGAUGGCACCACUCGUAUUGUAGAGUACACUGCUGACAAGCACAACGGUUUCAAUGCAGUCGUUAAGCGCAUAGGACACGCUCAACACCCUCAGAUCUACAACAAUCACUAUGAAGGCGCUGGUAACUUCGGGUAUCACUAG
Messenger RNA from Parnassius apollo (apollo), 285 nucleotides. NCBI's taxonomy places the organism in Eukaryota, Metazoa, Arthropoda, Insecta, Lepidoptera, Papilionidae. The record is from the annotation of a GenBank genome assembly.